UCGCUUUUAGAACACAAGAGUGGUCGGAUUUGUUAUUCGCGAGGAAAGAGAGAGGGAGGGAGUACGAGGGUUUUGGCUUGCAAUAGGGGGUUUUUUUCAGGGGAAACUGCGGGUUUCUGUUAUUGGAUGAUCUGUGUUGUCCAUCUCUCCCACACCUCGAUCUGAGCCGUCCAUCGUCGUGAUACCAAGAUCCGGCCAUUGAUUCCGCGAUCUGAGGGUAUUCGCGCGUGAUGGACUGCUGAUGUUGCUCGGCUGGGGUUUGAAGGAAGCGGCAAUGGCUUCUUCUUUGAUCUUGCACUGAUCUGUGAAAUUGUACUGGUUUAUGAUUCAGUGUUGGAGCUUGAACUUGGACUGCCUGAAUAGUACUGCUAAACUAUCUCCUCUCCUUCCCUUGUGAAGGAAGCCAUGGCUUCCCCAAUGUAGCCAUCCAAAGUUCUUCAGCCCCUAUUGUGAUUGUUGAAAACAAACACCAGGAGCUCUGCAUCAGUCAUUUCACACCCUGUUUCUCUCCUUCAUGUUCAUCUCCACAACUCAUCUUCCUCUCUUCGAAGCAGGGUCGUCGACCUCUCAGUUCGGCACCAGCUCAAGAGAGAGACGGUACACAACUGCUAUCCUUUCUCUAGCACAGAAGCCCACAGCGCUGCAUCUCCUCUUCCAUGUCUCCUAAUCUUGAUAGCCCUGUGCAAACCCAAAUGGCUGUUGCAGUGUUUAGCACCCCUCUCAGUAGAGAAUACCAUGGCAACCGUGCCUCCAUGGAAGGGAAGCCAGCAGGGAGGAGGCGUGUUUUUGUACAAACCGACACAGGAAGUGUUUUGGGUAUCGAAUUAGACAGAGGAGACAAUGCCCAUACAGUGAAGAGGAAGAUGCAGCUAGCCCUUAAUGUUCCUACUGAGGAGAGCUCGCUCACAUUUGGGGAUCUUGUUUUGAAGAAUGAUCUCUCUGUAGUGAGAAAAGACUACCCAUUAAGGCUGACAAGGAAUGUUUUACACAGGAGCUCCUCGACCCCAUGCCUUUCUCCCACUAGCAAGGACCUUCAGCAAAGAGACCAAAGUGGCCCAAUCGAGAUAUUGGGUUGCUCAAGCCAAUGCUCUAGGACCAAGCAGCUGGUUAAGGACGUGGUGAAGGCCAUCAAGGGUGGUAUAGAUCCAUUACCUGUUCAUAGUGGGCUUGGUGGGGCUUACUAUUUUCGAAACCUGAGAGGUGAGAGCAUGGCGAUAGUGAAGCCCAGUGACGAGGAGCCGUUUGCUCCCAAUAACCCGAAAGGUUUUGUGGGUAAGGCUCUAGGGCAGCCGGGGUUGAAGCGUUCGGUUAGGGUUGGUGAAACUGGGUUUAGAGAGGUGGCUGCUUACCUUUUGGACUAUGACCAUUUUGCUAAUGUGCCCCCAACUGUUCUUGUGAAGAUUACCCACUCCGUCUUUCACGUGAAUGAAGGGGUUAGCACUCACAAGCCCCUACAAGUUAGGAAAUCUGUGAGCAAGAUUGCAUCUUUCCAACAAUAUAUACCCCAUGAUUUUGAUGCUAGUGACCAUGGAACUUCGAGCUUCCCUGUUGCAGCUGUACAUAGGAUUGGGAUAUUAGAUGUUAGGAUUCUUAACACUGAUAGGCAUGCAGGGAACCUAUUGGUUAGAAAGCUCGAUAACAAUACUUUUGGGAGGUUUGAUAGAGUGGAGCUCAUCCCUAUAGACCAUGGCCUUUGCUUGCCUGAAAGCUUAGAGGACCCGUAUUUUGAGUGGCUUCAUUGGCCCCAAGCUUCAAUCCCCUUCUCUGAUGAUGAGCUCGAGUACAUAGCAAACUUGGAUCCCUUUAGGGAUUCGGAUAUGCUUCGACUUGAGUUACCCAUGAUCAGAGAGGCUUGUCUUAGGGUUCUGGUUCUAUGCACCUUGUUUCUCAAGGAAGCAGCAGCUUUUGGGCUUUGUUUGGCUGAGAUUGGAGAGAUGAUGAGUAGAGAAUUUACUGGGAUGGAAGAGGAGCCAAGCGAGCUUGAGCUUGUGUGCAUUGAGGCCAGGAGGCUCGUGGUGGAGGGUCAGGAAAUACUUAAUCAUGGGGUGGAUGCAAGCGAAGAUGAAGAAGAAGAAGAGUACUCCCCUGUGCAGUUUCAGUUUGAUAUUGACUGCGAGGAGGAUGGCUGCUUCAGUGCUUCGACCCCUCCCAAGCUGGAGGGCCUAACCAUCAAUGCCUCAAGUUAUGGGCCUGUGUAUCUCUCUAAUGGUAACAAAUCACCAAAAUGUUUACCCAUCUCUAAUGGGAACAAGCCUUGGCUGAACCAUGGGAAUUUUAACUUGGGUUUACAUUGCAAGCCACCAUGUUCACCAUCAAGCUUUGUUUCUCCAAGAGGUGGUCGUAACCCGCUGUCAAGGCUUGACGAGAGCAUGAAUGAGGAAGACAGUGAAGGCGAAGAGUAUCAAGAGGAGAGAGAAAUCAGGGUUCAACCAAAUGAGAAAGGAAGUGGUUUCGAGUCCAAGCUCUCGGCUUCUUUGAGGAGCAUGAGUUUUCAUGAUAAGAACCAGAGGCAUGUUGGGCCAAAGGGUGAGGUUGGCGGAAACAGGAGAAGUGCGGAAGAGCAAGGUGCUGGACCGGCAGCUAGCUUUGUAAAGCUUUCAGACAUGGAUGAGGAAGAAUGGGGGGCUUUCCUUCGCCAUUUUCGAGAGCUCCUUCAUGGUGUUUUCCCUGACCGAAAGGGUCGAACCUUGGGUCAGAGGCAGAGGCUCGGAACUUCUUGCCAGUUUUGAGAGAGACUGAAGCCAAAUCUUAGUGAGAGUUUGUCACAGGUCUUUGGAGUUAGGUUGCUCGCUCAAUGGGUGUAUAGAAAUAAGGUUGGUUGUGGCUUGAAGGGAGGCUUGUGUAACUUCGUAGUUGUUGAUGUAGGUUUUAGGAGUGGCUUUUCCUCUCUCUACCUCAGGAAUAGUGGUAGUGAUGUUUGAUGAUGGGAGUCGAUCGAUGUUGGCAUGUAAAUAUUUUUCAGACUGGGCCAACAAGUGGGCUUUCAGUAUCAACUUUGAGAUGCAGUGAGAUAGGUAUAUUCUUGUGUUCUUUUGUAACUUCUGCCACUCGUUUAUCUGUUUCCUAAUUUUCUUUAUUUUGGUUGUAGUAGUUGUGCUCUAGUCUGUUUUACUUACUUUUCAAUCACAUGAUAGAGAGAAAUAUAUACAGACA
Amborella trichopoda is the source of this 3153-nucleotide messenger RNA. RefSeq names its product phosphatidylinositol 4-kinase gamma 5. NCBI's taxonomy places the organism in Eukaryota, Viridiplantae, Streptophyta, Magnoliopsida, Amborellales, Amborellaceae. The record is from RefSeq and is a predicted model, not a curated record.